Molecule: messenger RNA, 1939 nt
Organism: Labrus bergylta (ballan wrasse)
Lineage: Eukaryota; Metazoa; Chordata; Actinopteri; Labriformes; Labridae
Source: RefSeq, a predicted model, not a curated record
AUGGAUUCACAAAACCAGCAGCAAACUUCAGAUGAACUUCAGGAGCGACUUCAGGCUUUGACAGAAGAAAAUAUUCAGCUGCAGGACAAAAAUGAACGCCUCUUCACUAAAGUGGGCUACCUAGAGAGCAGACUGGGCUACCUGGCCAACUCUAAUACAGACCUGUCUGGCAGGCUGGUACAGAGUGAGGAGGACAAACUGAAGAUCUCUAAGGAGCUUGUUGAGGAGAAACUUCAGACAAACAAGAUAAGAGGGAAGUUUGAGGAAGAGACAUUUCAACUGAAAAACCAGAUAUUGGACCAGGCUGGUGCGAUAACAGAGCUUGAGAUGGAGCGAGACAAGUUGCUCAGGGAACUCCACGCAGCUGAGGCUCGUCUGAGAGCUGGAGAAGAGAGUGGCAAAGACCUGACUGAGGUGCAUGCUGCACUGAAGAAGAACUACCUGGCUCUGUCUGAGGCCCAUCAUAAAGAGCUCGCUCAGAGUGAAGAGCUGAGUGCUGAGCUGCUGGCCCUGGCCCAGGCCCAGGACGCCCUCCGCAGGCAGCUGGGGGAACAGCAGCAGAGUGUUAAGACCGCCACCCAGGGCCUGCAUGGAGAAUUGGACAGGGUGCGGACAUUGAUCAGCCGCAUGUCACAUAAUAGAGUCAAGCUUGAGGAUCUGGCAGCUCUGAAUAUGGAGCAGAAAAUGAUGGAAAAAACUCUGCUUGGAAACCAAGACAAGAUCAAAGACAUGCUGGAAGAAAUGAAGAAGAGCUACGAGGAGCAGCAGAAGAAACUGGAGGAGAAAGUGGUAGCAAUGGGUAAAGAGCAGCAGGAGAACAAGAGAGCGAUCCGUAACAGCCAGCACAAACUGUCCGAGCAGAGCGUGGCCCUGAUGCUCUCUCACAGCCAAGUGAAGGAGGUAGAGGAAGAGAACUCACAGCUGCAGCUACAAGUCAAAGAGCUUACCGAGGAAUACCGCGCGAGGCUUGUGUGCUAUUUGCAGGACUUAGCUGAAUACAUUGAUGUCCUUGGGGAAGGUAAACACCGUGCAGAGCCUGUUAAGAUGAGGGCCUUUAUAGAUAGCAUGCUGCAGGAUGUCCGUUCAUCUCACAGAGUCAGGGAGGAACAGCUCGCCUCUGCUGCCCGCUCCUACAAGAAAAGACUGCAGAAGAUAACAAAAACCCAUCAUGCUCUCUUUAUUGCAUACAGCAUUCAGAGGGAGAGGAUCAUGCUCAAACCCGAGAGCGGUCUUGACCCUGGACCCCCUGAAUCCCACUUCAGUCUGGGGCCCGCUGAGCUCAGAGAUGAAACAGAGAAGGAGCUUCAGCAGCUCAGUGAGGACAAGGCGAGACAGAAGGCACCCCAGGAGCAGGUGCCUGUCCUCAAAAUGCCUCUUACAAAUGAUAGCUGUCAGGAGUGAAUAUGCGAGGAAUCCUGGUCAGAUGUACGGAAACAGCUGAAGCAGAUUACAGACUCCACAUUAGUGAGCUUGGAGAAGGAACGUGCCCUCCUCAUCACCAGAGCAGCAGCUGCGGAGGCGCAGGUAUCAGAGCUGCAGGAUUACAUCAACAAACAGCUGUGCAGGUAUGAAAAGGAGAUCUCACAUUUCUGCAGUCUGCAUGGGAAACAGGAGGCGGGGCGCUCCAGUAGGGGUGCUGCUCUUGCUGGAGGUUUUCUCUAUGAAAGGCCUCAAAGAAAGCCGGCCUUGAGAAAAAAAUGCCUGGAAUGUUUGCAAAGCUUAUGUCAAUUUCACGAGCUGGAGAGAAGAAAGCACGGCGACAAUGAGGGGUCAGCCUGGUGAGAAUAAUGUCAUUACAUGUUACCCAGACACGUACACGCCUGUGAAUACUUCCCCUCAAUGCACUGCUGAGAACUAUGGCGCAAACAAGCCAGGCUUUUUGCAGAAUGAGGGUUCAUAUUUAUAACCUCAGGGUGUGAAUAGGCAGCUACUCCCUUUA